Molecule: messenger RNA, 4157 nt
Organism: Rotaria sp. Silwood1
Lineage: Eukaryota; Metazoa; Rotifera; Eurotatoria; Philodinida; Philodinidae
Source: the annotation of a GenBank genome assembly
GUGUGUGGGUGGGUGUGGGUGGGUAUGUGUGUGGGUGGGUGUGGGUGGGUAUGUGUGUGGGUGGGUGUGGGUGUGUGUGGGUGGGUGUGGGUGGGUGUGGGUGGGUGUGGGUGUGGGGUGUGAGUGUGGGUGGGGGUGGGGGUGUGAGUUAUUCUUUUUCAAUCACCCACACCCACACCCACACCCACACCCCACUCCCACACCCACACCCAACACCCACACCCCACUCCCACACCCACACCCAACACCCAACACCCACACCCCACACCCACACCCACACCCACACCCACACCCACACCCACACCCCACACCCCACACCCACACCCACACUCACACCCACACCCCACAAUAGUCCCUAAUAUGCACACAAAAAGUUUGAAUCACAUCGUUCGUUAACACUCUCUUAUAGCACGACUAUAGCACACGCCAUAACACAGUAUACUUGUCUGAGUAGCAAAUAAAGGUUUUAUAAAGAAUUUUUUGUUCAGAUUAUUGAUAUAAAGUCUAUAAUAGAUACGCCGUAACUUGGUGUAAAAUUAGUUUCUAUAUGCCUUAUAUUGCAAGAAAAUGAAAUUUUAAAAGAUGGCACCUAUGGGUACCAUUUGGAAAGAAAGGGUUAAAAAAAGAAAAUUCAAAUAUUGAAGAUUUUUGUUUUCGAAAAGUUUUUCGAUGUUAAAAUCUUUUGAUGAAAACUAGGAAUACUUAACUAUCAUUAUUGAUAAUAACUAAGAAAUACUUAGGACAGUGCAAAAGUAGAAAGAGUGAGACUUUAAUACCUUAUAGUAAGCUAAAAAAAGUUUUCUUUUUAUAUGAGGUGAUAGUAAAAACGAUGCUCUAUCUUUUGGUGAUAUUUAAUUGUUCUUCAAUUAAUAUCAUAAUAAUAAAGUUUCAACAAGUAGCGCUCGUCGUUACGACUCGCUUAGCCCUCGACUGAAUCCUGUCCAUUCAUUAUCUAUCAUUACCUCCUAGAUUUCAUUGUGAAAACUAUUGUUAUAUACACAUACAUGUAUGAAAAAACCGUAUACUAUUGUAGGAGACAACCACUUUCUAAAAAUAUUUCGCUUUUCAAUUUUCUCCUAGGAUUUUCCAAAUUUAACCGUAAGAGGCAGCUCACAGUUAGUCGCCGGUGUCAAUACGAGCCACCACUCGCGACUACUCGCUUUCGCAUAUGACACCGGUAUGGUUUUAAACAGUCCUUCACUUUCUUCUUAAUCCUUUCGUUCUGUGUUUUUUUGACUAAUUGUUAAUGUUCCUAACCAUUGCGCACAGUAACGUACAUUUCACUCGCAUUUUUCUGCAAGACCUUUUCCCGUCUGAAGCUACAACGUCAGCCCUUUGUCUGUCAUUAUCGCUAUUCUUGGUUCGUAACUCCUUAUUCCAGUCCAUUUAUCGAGGAUCAAAAUUCAUGUUACCGCACUGAGUUUUUCGCAGUUUUCAGACACUUUCAACCGGUGAGAUUCGAUCAAUGAGCAAUUUUAUAUAAAUUCCACCGGCCCAAGGUGUACCUUCGGCGAACCCGCCAGAUCACGGGCUAGUCGUUCGUCGGCGCCCUUUAGAGCGCCACUCAUGGCUAGCCGGUUUCAUGUUUAAACCAAGAUUCCCAGUAAAUCACCCUCUUUCCUUCGCAUUCUAGUCGGGUCACGUUUGGCUUACUGUAAAACACUGUUGUUUUUAUAACAAAAAAAUUCUAGGUGAGAAGUGCCAAAAACCAUAGUUUCUUGAAAUGUGUUCCUUACAGUUUUAAUUGCCAGAGCUUUUGAAAAAUCGAUCUUCUACAAGGCAUAGCUACCUGUGAACAAAAAAGAAAGGAAACUUCUAGAUCGCUAUAAGUAGUGACGUAACCAGGGGUGGGCAUGCCCGGACGCCGCCCGGGCACCGACCGUUUUUGCCCGGGCACCGGAAAAAUUUUGAAAUCUAAUAGUUACCAUUGAAAUGUUUGUCGUCUAUUUAUUGUAUAGACAAUAGCUGUGAAAAGCAGUUAGUGACACCUGUAGGAUAAAGUGCAGACAUACUGAUGAGUAAGAAAUAUCAGUUGCUUGUUUACUUUUCGUUUCUGUAUAUAUAUCAGAUAAUAAAAUAGCCAAUUGAUUACUUCAUAAAUAGGGUAUCAAAAACCAGUUUAUUUAAUUUUGAAAUGGAGAAAAAUUCUAAAGAGCCUAAACGUGGAACUAUUCAGUCAUUUUUUAGUUCACAGACUACAAAAAAGAAAAAAUGUGAUGCUUCUUUAAUCUCAAGUGAGUUAAUAGUCAAUCAAACAGUUUAGAUUAGCACAUCAUAGUCUACAGGUGAACAACAACAAGAAUCAAUUUCUUCAUCUUCUUCAAAUGAUCAACAACGAAGACAAAUUCAUUCAUUUUCUACAAGUGAACAACAAUCAUCAUUUUCAUCUUUUUCAACUAAUGAACAACGUGAACAAAUUCAUUCAUUUCAUAUAGGUGAACAACAGGAAUUAUCUUCAUCUUCUUCAAAUAAUCGACAACAAAAAAAAAUUAAUUCAUUUUCUACAAGUGAACAACAACCAUCAUUUUCAUCUUUUUCAACUAAUGAACAACGUGAACAAAUUCAUUCAUUUCCUAUAGGUGAACAACAGGAAUUAUCUUCUUCAUCUUCUUCAAAUAAUCGACAACAAAAACAAAUUCAUUCAUUUUCUACAAGUGAACAACAACUAUCAUCGUCAACCUUUUCAAGUAAUCAACAACGUGAACAAAUUCAUUCAUUUCCUAUAGGUGAACAACAGGAAUUAUGUUCUUCAUCUUCUUCAAAUAAUCAACAACAAAAACAAAUUGAUUCAUCUUCAUCAGAAUCUUUUCUAUUUAUUUCUUCAUCAUCAAAUACACCAGUUUCAAAUAUUACUGAUAUUAGUCGUUCAUCUGACGAAUUACCCGCACGACCAAUACUUGCUUCUUAUCCAUUAAAUAAAGAAAAAAAAGAUCUUUUCGUAAAUCAAAGUGAUUCAUUUGUGCGUGGUUUUAAUAGCUGGAAACGUGCUUUCUGUGCUAAUCAAGGAUUUCUAAAUCAUCAAAAUACUCAAUCUCAUAAAUUAGCUGAAAUUAAUUACAAACAAUAUAUUGCACGUACAUCAUCUGGAACAACUGUUUCACAAGUAAUGAAUAAAUCAAGAAAUGAAUUAAUAAAACGUAAUCGUGAAAAAUUAAUUAAAAUCGCCUCGACAUUGCAUUUAUGUGCUCGACAAAUGAUUGGAAUACGGGGACACGAAGAAGGGGAAUCGUACGUGUGUUCUAAGGAAUAAACUGGGUGAAUCCAUGGAAAAUGUAUCACAUUUUGGAAAAGUGUUUUUUUUUGUGUACUCAAAAAGUGAGUACACUACUAAAAUCGGUCAGUGUGUCCGGCCGGCCGUCCGUCCGUCCGUUUAUUUCAUAACUUUUGAAAGGGGAGUCAGAUCGCGAUGAGAUUUUCUACACAGUUCAGUCCUAACAAUAUCUCGGUCGAUUUCGAAGAUGAGAAGGAUUGGCCGAGCCAUUCCUGAGUUAUUGCAAAAAUACUCAUUUUUCCCUAUACAUUCCCUAUGGAAAGAUUGAGCCAUCCCCACUUUCGUAAACAACUUUUCCUAUUCUGGUCAACUAAAACCCCAACUAUUAUAUACCAUUCGAUAGAGAAUUUCAAGAGCUACAAAAUGGUGUAUAAAACAUAAAGAAACAAGUAGGCUGACUCACCUAUCACAAAGAUAAUUAAAGAGAACUAGGUUAUAUUUUUGUCCACGAUCUAAUUGAUCCACAAUUCGAGCUCUAUCUUCCGAUCACAGUGAUGAUGUUUCGAGGUUUUCUGAGGUGGAGAACUCGAAUCUGUAUUCCACUCCCAUCGAAAUACUAUUGGUUGAGCAGUGACCAAUAGAAAUCAAGUUAUAGGAAAAACGACUUUCUUAGGGUAAAUCAAGGGGAAGAGUUCAAAUUUGAGCUGUAGUCGGUCCCAAGUCCUAUUGGUUUGGCAAUACCCAACAGAAAUCAACAGUUUAGAGGGUAGGUUCCCCAAUAUAAUUUUGAUAUCCACACAUUCUAGGAUGGCUAAUUCGUCUGAUUCACUUUUUUUAUCUACCACAUAUAUCGCUAUAGUCAGUUUUAUCAGAGCAACCAGGUCCUGAAAUACUAUACUAUGGGGGUACCCUUGGGUCCUCAUAUGCCAUACUAUGGGAGUACCCU